Messenger RNA from Arvicola amphibius (Eurasian water vole), 7199 nucleotides. It is a transcript of the gene Kif1b, whose product is annotated as kinesin family member 1B. Lineage: Eukaryota; Metazoa; Chordata; Mammalia; Rodentia; Cricetidae. The transcript is spliced from 21 exons. Gene Ontology annotation, molecular function: microtubule motor activity; ATP binding; microtubule binding. Gene Ontology annotation, biological process: microtubule-based movement. The record is from RefSeq and is a predicted model, not a curated record. Bases 383 to 3844 code for a protein of 1153 amino acids.
CGGCUUCGGGCGGAGUUUUGGCGAGCGGCGACGCGGUGUAGUCAGACGGCCGUGGUCCUGGGAGGCGACAGCUCGCGUCCGAGCUUCCCUCUGCUCCCUCGCCGCAGCCACCGUCGCGCCCCGGCCUCCCGCCAACCCUCAAUGCAGAGCUGGGCGGCUGCGUGAUGGGGUUGCGGAGCGGCGCCCUGCGGCUCCCGGCGGCAGCUGCUCGCUCUGAGCUGCGUCGGUGCCCGGCCUCCCGCGCCCCUGCGCGCCCUGGCGUCUUCUGACUUCGGCCGGCUCGCCCGUCGGUCCGCAGCGCCGCUGAGGAGCCUUGAACAUAACUUCAAAAGAAGAUUUGAUUUUUAUCUCUGGACUGCAUAUAUAUUAUAAGGCCACCAGAAUGUCGGGAGCCUCAGUGAAGGUAGCUGUUCGCGUGAGGCCCUUCAAUUCCCGAGAGACCAGCAAGGAGUCCAAGUGCAUCAUUCAGAUGCAGGGCAAUUCGACCAGUAUUAUUAACCCAAAGAACCCAAAGGAAGCGCCCAAGUCCUUCAGCUUUGACUACUCGUACUGGUCUCACACCUCGCCUGAAGAUCCCUGCUUUGCAUCACAGAAUCGUGUGUACAAUGACAUUGGGAAGGAAAUGCUCUUACAUGCCUUUGAAGGAUAUAAUGUCUGUAUUUUUGCCUAUGGGCAGACUGGUGCUGGGAAAUCCUACACAAUGAUGGGGAAGCAAGAAGAAAGCCAAGCUGGCAUCAUUCCACAGCUGUGCGAAGAGCUCUUUGAGAAGAUCAACGACAACUGUAACGAAGAGAUGUCUUACUCUGUGGAGGUGAGCUACAUGGAAAUCUACUGUGAGAGAGUACGAGAUUUGCUGAAUCCCAAAAACAAGGGCAAUUUGCGUGUGCGUGAACACCCGCUUCUUGGACCCUACGUGGAGGAUCUGUCCAAGCUGGCGGUCACUUCUUAUACUGACAUUGCUGACCUCAUGGAUGCUGGGAACAAAGCCAGGACAGUGGCAGCUACCAACAUGAAUGAGACCAGUAGCCGUUCCCACGCUGUGUUUACCAUUGUUUUCACCCAGAAGAAGCACGAUACCGAGACUAACCUGUCCACUGAGAAGGUCAGUAAAAUCAGCUUGGUGGAUCUAGCAGGAAGCGAACGAGCUGAUUCAACUGGUGCCAAAGGAACUCGAUUAAAGGAAGGUGCAAAUAUUAAUAAGUCUCUUACAACUUUGGGCAAAGUCAUUUCGGCCUUGGCGGAGGUGAGUAAAAAGAAGAAGAAAACUGAUUUCAUUCCUUACAGGGAUUCUGUUCUUACUUGGCUCCUUAGAGAAAAUCUAGGUGGCAACUCUCGAACUGCAAUGGUUGCUGCUCUGAGCCCAGCAGAUAUCAACUACGAUGAAACUCUGAGCACUCUGAGAUAUGCAGAUCGUGCAAAACAAAUUAAAUGCAAUGCUGUUAUCAAUGAGGACCCUAAUGCCAAGCUGGUGCGGGAGUUGAAGGAGGAAGUGACCCGACUGAAGGACCUGCUUCGUGCUCAGGGACUGGGGGACAUCAUUGAUACAUCCAUGGGGUCCCUUACUUCAUCUCCAUCUUCAUGCUCACUUAGUAGUCAGGUGGGCUUAACAUCUGUGACCAGUAUUCAAGAGCGGAUCAUGUCCACACCUGGAGGGGAGGAAGCCAUUGAACGUCUAAAGGAAUCAGAGAAGAUAAUUGCUGAGUUAAAUGAAACCUGGGAAGAGAAACUUCGUAAGACAGAGGCCAUCAGAAUGGAAAGAGAAGCCUUAUUGGCUGAGAUGGGAGUUGCCAUACGGGAAGAUGGAGGAACACUUGGCGUUUUCUCACCUAAAAAGACACCUCAUCUUGUUAACCUCAAUGAAGACCCACUAAUGUCAGAGUGUCUGCUUUAUUAUAUCAAAGAUGGGAUUACAAGGGUUGGCCAAGCCGAUGCUGAGCGGCGCCAGGACAUAGUGCUGAGUGGGGCCCACAUUAAAGAAGAGCAUUGUAUCUUUCGGAGUGAGAGGAACAACACUGGUGAAGUUAUCGUGACCUUAGAGCCCUGUGAGCGCUCCGAAACGUAUGUGAAUGGCAAGAGGGUGGCCCAGCCUGUGCAGCUGCGCUCAGGGAACCGUAUCAUCAUGGGUAAAAACCACGUUUUUCGUUUCAACCACCCUGAACAAGCACGGGCUGAGCGGGAGAAGACUCCCUCUGCUGAGACCCCCUCUGAGCCUGUGGACUGGACAUUUGCUCAGAGAGAGCUCCUCGAAAAACAAGGGAUCGAUAUGAAACAGGAGAUGGAGAAAAGGCUCCAGGAAAUGGAGAUCCUAUACAAAAAGGAGAAGGAGGAAGCUGACCUUCUUCUGGAGCAGCAAAGACUGGACGCGGAUUCUGAUAGCGGGGACGAUUCUGACAAGAGGUCCUGUGAAGAGAGCUGGAAACUUAUUACUUCUCUGAGAGAAAAGCUACCUCCCAGCAAGUUACAAACCAUUGUUAAAAAGUGUGGCCUCCCCAGCAGUGGAAAGAAACGAGAACCAAUUAAAAUGUAUCAAAUCCCUCAAAGAAGGCGCCUGAGUAAAGAUUCCAAGUGGGUCACCAUCUCAGAUCUUAAAAUUCAGGCUGUUAAAGAGAUUUGUUAUGAAGUUGCCCUCAACGAUUUUAGGCACAGUAGACAAGAGAUCGAAGCCUUGGCCAUUGUUAAGAUGAAAGAACUUUGCGCCAUGUAUGGAAAGAAAGAUCCCAAUGAGCGGGACUCUUGGAGGGCAGUGGCCAGGGAUGUCUGGGACACUGUUGGGGUAGGGGAUGAGAAGAUGGAAGAUAUGAUGGCCACUGGGAGAGGUGGGACAGAUGUGGAUGACCUCAAGGUUCACAUAGACAAGCUAGAAGAUAUUCUGCAAGAAGUGAAAAAGCAAAAUAAUAUGAAAGAUGAAGAGAUCAAAGUCUUAAGAAAUAAAAUGCUCAAAAUGGAGAAAGUCUUGCCAUUGAUUGGCUCUCAGGAACAGAAAAGCCAAGGAAAUCAGAAAACAAAAGAGCCUCUUGGUGCUGGUGCUAACAGCAUCUCUGAUAAUGGAGUCAAUAAAGGAGAAAGUGGAGACCUUGGCAAAGAAGAGCGUGUUUCCCAGUUGAUGAAUGGGGAUCCAGCUUUUAGACGUGGGCGUCUACGCUGGAUGAGGCAAGAGCAAAUCCGUUUUAAGAACCUGCAACAGCAGGAGAUAACAAAGCAGCUUCGUCGGCAGAAUGUACCCCACAGGUUCAUCCCUCCUGAGAACCGGAAGCCCCGGUUCCCCUUUAAGAGCAAUCCUAAACAUAGAAACUCUUGGAGUCCUGGGACACAUAUUAUUAUAACAGAAGAUGAGGUUAUUGAGCUGAGAAUUCCAAAAGAUGAAGAAGGAAGAAAAGGAAAUAAAGAAGAAAGCCAAGAAAAAGUUGGUAGAGCACCUUCUAAAGACCUCCAGUCAGCAUGGGGCUCCCAGGGUACAAGAAGUCAAGAUCAUAUCCAAGUUAGCAAACAGCAUCUUAACAAUCAACAACCACCACCUCAGCUACGUUGGAGAAGCAAUUCUCUCAAUAAUGGCCAACCGAAAAAUAUGCGCUGCCAGGCAACUGCCUCCUCAGAGUCAUUAAACUCCCACAGUGGCCAUCCCACCGCUGACCUGCAAGCUUUCCAAGCCAAGCGUCAUAUUCACCAACACCGUCAGUCUUAUUGUAAUUACAACACUGGAGGUCAGGCAGAGGGCAAUACAGCCAAUUGCUGUCAAAAGCAGACUGACAAGCCCAACCACUGUAGCCAGUUUGUGACCCCUCCAAGGAUGAGGAGACAAUUCUCAGCACCCAAUCUCAAAGCUGGUCGAGAAACCACAGUAUAAAUAAAUUACUGGACAAACUUGAAACUGUAGCAAAGCAAACAGGCAAUGUUAAUGUUAGCUCAUAGAUUGUGUCGGUGCAUUAUGAUUUUAAUGUUAAUGUUCCUACAAAUACUAACUGGUUUUUAUUGUUCAAGUGUAAAACACUGGUAAACGUUUUGACACUUCCCUUUGGCUUGUGUAUUAUCAGUGGGCAGGUUCUAGAAUUUGUUAUAAAACAUCUAGGCCCUGAUUUUUGUGACACUUCUCUCCAUGGUGCCUAGAUUACUAAUGCACUUACACUGGUUUGUCUUGUUUUGGUGUAAGUUUUGUUAUUUUUUAUAGUACUUUAGAUAUUGAUUUGAUAUUCAAAAAGACCUGCCACUUGGUUUAUGCAAACAAACACUCAAAAGAGGACUUUGAUAUAUAGAAUAAGUGCCUCUUAGUCUCCAUAAACAUUAGAAAUUGGCUUAAAAAUAACAUGCAACUGUGUGGACACAGCCUAAGAUUUCACCUUGAUGUCUGGUCUUUUCUUUAAAUAUAGUUGGCAUUUUUAGAAGCUCAAACCCAAGCUCUUCAGACAUACUUUGUCCUACACAGCCUUGCACCAUCAUCUUGCUCUGUAUUUGUAAGGAACUAAUUCAGUGUUCUGUUUUUUUCUCCACACAAGGGUUCUGUGUAACCCUGGCUGUCCUGAAACUCACUCUGUAGACCAGGCUGUCCUCAAACUCACAGAGAUCCGCCUGCCUCUGCUUCCCGAGUGCUGGGAUGAAAGGCGUGUGCCACCACAGCUGGGCCCUGAUGCAGUAAUUUUAGUGUAUCAGAACAUAUGUAAAACUUGCUGUGACUUUAAAAUCUUUAAAUUGGCACUCUCUGGGCUUCUAUUUGAUUGUGUAUCGAAGUUUACUAUCUCACAUGUAGAAUGAACUGUAUUUGCUAAAAUUAUGCCAGCAGAAAUACCAACAAAAAUUUUAUGUGCUUCGAGCAAUGUGUAUACAUUUUUAAGAUUAUCUGGUGAGAGAAGGAGAUGGGACAUGGGAAGAAGGCUGACUCUCACCUCUUCAUUGCCUUUUCCAAUAACUGAUGGACUAAUAAAAAUUAACUGUGGCUGAGUCUGGAGAUGACACAUAUAGUCAACUGUUCUUUGGUCAACAAUAGUAAUGCUCACAGAUACUCAAGCAAGGAAAGAUGAGUCCUGAUGAACUGUCAAUACCUCACUUCGCCAUGUUGUGGUUGCAUUUGCCUCAAUGGAGAAUUCUCUUUAAAUAAAAAAAGACAGAAACAGUGGAUUUAAAUGGAAGGAAAGAAUGGCUUUCUAUAUACGUUCUGAUCUCUUGGACUUGUCAGAAGCCUUCCUAAGAGUCAGCUUGAAGAGCUAGAGAUUACCAGACUUGACAGUGUUGAAGAUUCCUUAGUCACACCCAGACAUCUGCCAAGCAUCUGUCUCCCCACAGUGUGAGAACUUGCAGCCAAGAGCCUCAAGGAAGCCUUCUAGACUGGGACUGUGUGCUGAUUUUUUGCUCUGUGCGUGGGUGCUAUGCUUUAUUAGAGCAUUACUUUUCAUUGUAGCAGACUUUUCCCCCCACUCUUCUAAGAAAAUGUCUUAAUGCACGGAAAGUUGCUUCCAACAUUUUUUUCCUUAAAAAAAAAAAAAAAGAAUUUGGGGAGAUAGAGCUAGGGCAGCUCUAGUCUUCAUGGAAGUUUGUGUGGCAGACUCUGGGCGAGUGACGCCUGCUCUGUGUUGACUUCCUCGAGAUGACAAUCUGUGCCAUUGGUUUGAACGUACUCUUGGUGGCUACUUCAUGUCAGUCACUUCAAAUCUGUGAAAAUCUACAGUUGUCUUUUCUUUUCCACACAUAAUUAUACUGACUUAUUUUUUUGUCAAGAAUUUCAUUUUCUAAAAUUAAAAGUCAUAAUUUCUUAGGUUCCGACUCUAGCAAAAAAAUCCUUGAAAUAACAUAUUUUAAGUCCACAGAGUUUGGCUUUUAGUUAUAGAUAAAAUUCUCGUUUUACUACUGAACAUUAGAGCCAGUUAACUUGCCACUGUUGACGUUGGAAUAAAGAGUGUGUAACACUGUCAUGUGAGAUGUGGGAACUGGUAGGCCCACGGGGUAGUCCAGAGAAUUAUUCUGUUCUUCGCCUGCUAAUCUAAGUGCCCUCAUAUGCUGAAAUGGUAAGACAUCUAAAGGAGCCCUUCAUUUUCUAGGUGACCAGGAAAGAAAUGAACCAAGGCUUGACUGCUAGCCAUAUCCUCUCGUGCAUCUCAGAGUACUUACCGUAGAAAACUGUGUGCACAAAUUGCUUGAUUGAUUCACUGACAUAUAUAGCGCCACCAUGGGUUCUUAUUACUUUGUUAUGACAGAGUCUCACUGAUUUUCCCACGUUGGCCUCAAACUUGCAACCCUCCAUCUGCCUCAGCUUUCCCCAGUUGCUGGAGUUAGAGGUUUGUGUCACCAGGGUCAGCUUGUUUUUUUUUUUUUUUUUUUCUCCUUUGUUUUGUUUUUUAAAUGGUGGUAUCUCUCCCUCAUCUUAAAUUAAACAAGACCAAAGAGAAAUUGUCUUCAUCAAAGCAUUGUUUGAUUAUGAAAAUAUUCCUAGUGUUAUCAUCGUGAAAUGGGGGAAAGUGUUUGUGCUUGGGAAAUUAGGUAAUGAUCUGGCAUUGCUGGGACUGAGUUUUCCAGACUAGAAUGUAAUUCUAUGGACAGUUAGAAAAUCUGGUUAAUGAAUUUAAACCAAAGGGCCUUCCCUUUAUUCUUGCUUCUGGUUCUUCUAGUACAGCAAGUUGUUUAUUACAUUGAAGUGACUUGAAGUGACCUUUUGUGCUUAGGUGUAAGAUACUAAAAACAAAACACCGACUUUGCCAUUCUAAUGCCUGGAUUUGUAAAUGCUAUCAGAUCACGGGAAGUCACACAGGCUUCUGUGGUCAGCUGCUGUACCUGGUGCCUUACCGGUCCUUUGUUGACUUGCCUUAAUGGUUUACACAGAAGCCCAAGAGGAAGAAAAGCUUCCUGUGGUCUGUGUACCCUCAUGAAGGAGGCUUAGGUUCAGAGCAAAGCAAGCAUGGGUUCUGCAUCGUUAGGGACAAAUUCAUUACAAACAAUUUUUAUAAUUGUCUGGCUGAUGUCAUCUUCCCCAGAUUUUAAAAUCUUCUCUAGGUAGACUUAGUUUGGUGUACUUUAGGGUGUGGAAUGUGUUGUUUUUCUUAUCACUGUAAAAAGAAGUUGUGAAUCUUCUUGUGGAUGAACUGUGGUUUUCUUCUCAAUUUCUUAAAACAAUGCUUGAAGAUUGUCUGAGUGUAAGACCUGCCUUUUCAGAAAGGGAGAGUUAGUUUGUAAUGUUAAAAAGUCCUCAAUAAAUAAAAGUUGAAAUGCUCCUGGAA